AUGGCUGGUGUUGAAGAUAUGGGGCGGAGCGCUCGAUAUUCUCGCAUGAACACCCUUCCUACAUGCUCAGUCGCUGCCGGAUGCGUUCAGGAGCUUAAGGGACAUGUUUCUAUUCCGAAUAAUAUCAACUCGGCUCUGCACGUAAAGCACAAUAGAUUUCGGUAUGGAGACCACCUCAACAGCAAAAAUAAUUCAAGCGCACUUUGUCAAUCGAGCGGAGCGAUAAGGGUAACUUCAAAGUGUAGAACACACUGA
Necator americanus (New World hookworm) is the source of this 255-nucleotide messenger RNA. RefSeq lists its product as uncharacterized. The record is from RefSeq and is a predicted model, not a curated record. The coding region runs from base 1 to 255 and encodes 84 amino acids. The transcript has 2 exons. NCBI's taxonomy places the organism in Eukaryota, Metazoa, Nematoda, Chromadorea, Rhabditida, Ancylostomatidae.